This is a messenger RNA of Aspergillus calidoustus, 2268 nucleotides long. NCBI's taxonomy places the organism in Eukaryota, Fungi, Ascomycota, Eurotiomycetes, Eurotiales, Aspergillaceae. The record is from the annotation of a GenBank genome assembly.
AUGGCAACUCCUUCGAAACCAAACCCAGGCGCGACGCCCACCUACUUGACAUCCUCACCUCGGCCUUCUGGUGGGCCUAUGAACCGCCAGAUGUCCCUCAAAUCUCCGUCUACGAGAACACCGUCAGUCUCAGGUCACCUCCAUAGUAAUCACCACGCUCCCUCGUCGAAUCAGUAUGCCACGCCCCUCGCGGUAACAGCAGAGAACGACAACGCCAUCUCUUUCAGCUCACCAUCCGCUCUACUUGCUCUCGGAGCCUAUGGCGGUAUCAGCCCGUCGCCCGUCGUCCACGAUGCAUUAGUAGGGUCAGGGAUAAACGAUGGCGACAUCCAGGCCCUAGGGAUGCCCGGACUGAAGCUCGGGAAUGCGAGAGACAAUGACGAAGAGCGCAGAAGGCAUAUUGAGGAGGUGGUGCAGCUUUUGCGGGCACGUGUUGCUGGUAGAGGUGUGAGUAGGGAAGGCAUUGAGCGGUUAGGCAGCCUCGAGCGCUUCGAGUCGAUUUGGCAAGACGACAAUCUCAACAUCGCUGGCAAUUUUGUCGACCUAGAGAUCGAGUUUCACCGCGGACAGAAUGUGGUCAAGGACGUUAGCCUGCAAUAUGUGACGCCGGAGGCUACCGACGGGGGACGCCGCGAGGAGGCCACGGCGGUUCUCAAAGGCGAUUUAGUCCAGUCAACGGAGGAUGGCGAACGGGGAUCUUGGAAGAGAUUGGAUAAUUUCCACAAGAAUUUGCAUUGGUUGGCACGGCUUGAUAAACUGAGCGAAGAGGUGAACUGCUUUGAGGCUAUUGAGGGUCUCUACGCGAGUCUAAAACGGUUAUGGAACGAAGAAAGCUCCCAAAAAAAGUUCUCGGGCGAAUACGAACACCUUUGUAACGGCUGGAUUGGGCGGCCCAGCCUGCAUAGAGGUGGUCGGAUGGGUCUAUGGUUGGAUUACUGGGUGCCGCGAGCUCAGGUGAUGGACCGGAAACACCAGAAAUCUCCCGACGCCAUGGUGACCGAUCAGACACCUGAACAUUCUGCCGGUGAUGAAUCGAAGUAUCCGAAUAGCGAUUGGAGGAUUGCGAUUGAGUGCGAAGAAGGCUACCCGUCACUCCGUGUGUCGAAAGACUGGCUUGGAUCUGAAGUCUUUACAGUUGUCAACAAUAAUGGAGACGCGCCCUCGUCGAAUGAACCGAACGAAUCCGGCGUUACCGUGGUCAACUGGGCCGAUCCGCCGCCAACUCUCACUGGUAAUCAAGGGUCCUCGGGGGGCAUGGACCUUGACUCUGGCAUGUUGGGCUCAUCUUCCCCAAAUCGUCGGUUCGUCGCGAAGAUGGUGCCACCAAUUGACAUCCCGAUUUUAGCAGCGGCAGAGAUAUACCGACACUUGGGUAUGCAGAUGCCUCAGGAUUUCAAGAUGCUAAGUUAUGAUGGCCUUCUUGCCCCAGGAUGGUCGCCAUUGCCUGCGGCGGGAGCUCUAGGGCUAGACCACGAGGAUCCAACGAAAACCGGUCGGAAACGGAGCAGAAUAUCUGUUCAGUCGGUCGAUGAGAAUGGCAAGCCUACCAUCAAGCGACACAGCUAUACGUUUCAGCCAUUUGAAUCUGUUGGUGCGCGAACUGUGAAAGACCUUGCCUUUUCUCACCCACGGCAGCUUGCAGAUAUUCUUCCGACACUCCGCCAGUAUGCUUUCCUUGCAAAUCUGAUCCGAAACACAUUUCCUGUCGCCUCGAAACAUGAAGCGGGGAAAGCUCCAGAACAGAUUCAAAAGCAAUCCCCAGAAAAGGACAAAGCGAAAUGCAACAUAACAAUCCUGACCAACGAAAAUCCCAACGAGAAGAAACUGAACAUGUUAUUGGGUUUGCAACAGCAAGAGGGUGUUAAGUCCGAAGAGGGCCAAAUUGACGGCGAGACCACUCCCAGCGACGAGCUCAAAGUAGACGUGACACUACGCACACAGCUUGGACAAGCCCCGAUGAUCAUGUUGCUAUUUGCCGUUGACCGUCCUCCGUCCUCGGACUCUACUUCCGACGACCUUUUCUUGACCAAGGUCUCGAUCAGUUUUGAAGUUGGGCUAAAUGGACGCGUCUCGAUGGUGGAGGUGACGGGAUUGCUUGAUGACGAAGACAACUCUGCCAAUGACGCGAACGUAAACACACAGGCCGCUGAUGCACCGACGCAACAACUGCAGAGCAAGUUGGCUCAAGUGCUCGAGACGUCCCAAGACAUUGGCAUCUUAGUGGAAUGGGUCCUCCGAUGGGUACGUCGGCGGCAGAGCCGGGGAUGA